This is a messenger RNA of Seriola dumerili (greater amberjack), 4325 nucleotides long. RefSeq names its product AMP deaminase 2-like. Bases 69 to 2678 code for a protein of 869 amino acids. Gene Ontology annotation, molecular function: AMP deaminase activity. Gene Ontology annotation, cellular component: cytosol. NCBI's taxonomy places the organism in Eukaryota, Metazoa, Chordata, Actinopteri, Carangiformes, Carangidae. The transcript is spliced from 18 exons. The record is from RefSeq and is a predicted model, not a curated record. Gene Ontology annotation, biological process: IMP salvage; AMP metabolic process.
GGAGGAGCCAACUCUGCAGAGGAGCUUCUCCCGGCCCAGUAUGGGUCCUGUCGCCCCGCUGCCCCACCAUGAGACAGAGCUCCAGCAUUAGAGCUACUGCUCCUCUCUCCCUCUGCUGGCCACUGCGCAGCUCUGACUCGCUCUGCUCCAGUAGUAACAGGAGCACAGACGGCAAGAUGUCAUCCUCUUCCUCCACCUCCUCCUCUACCACCGAUGGACAAGGGAAGCCUAAACCUAAAUCCCCGUUUCGCAAGAGGGGGAGUUUGCAGAGCACCACCAGCCCUGAUCUGUGUGGUGCAUCUGGGCCCAAGCCCCUCAGGCCCCAGCGAUCCCUCCCAGGGACGCCUGUUUCUCUCACACACUACCCCAUUGACCUGCGAACAUCCAUGGAGGAAAAGUACAAAGAGAUUGCUCAGGAGCUGUUCACGCGCAGCAUGGCAGAGAGCGAGAUGCGAAGCGCUCCUUAUGAGUUCCCAGAGGACAGCCCUAUUGAACAGCUGGAGGAGAGACGGCACCGCCUCGAGAGGCAAAUCAGCCAGGACAUUAAGCUUGAGCCAGAGAUCUUGCUCCGUGCCAAACAGGACUUCAUGAAAAUCGACAGUGCGGCAGACCUAGAGUUAAUGAAGGAGCAGAGUGUGGACACAGUUGAUGACGGCUUUAAGGGGAGGGAAAUGCCAAUGGAGCGAGAGUACCAGCGGGUCUCAAUAUCUGGAGAGGAAAAGUGUGGGGUGCCUUUCACUGACCUGGUAGAUGCUGCUAAGUGUGUGGUGAAGGCGUUAUUCAUUCGGGAGAAGUACAUAAACCGAUCCAUGCAGAGCUUUUGUAAGACCACAACUCACGCCUUACAGGACCUCGGGAUGAAGCCUCUGGAUCUGAGAGUCUAUGAUGACAUACCGGAGACCCCUGUAGAUGCUGAUGCCCCCGUCCACCCACCUGUUUCCGAGACACACCCCUAUGACAAUCAGGACCCCAAGAAUAUGCCACCAGACACUGGAUAUGGGUGCAAGAUGGUGGAUGGAGUAGUCCGUGUCUACACCAAGAAAAACAACAUGGAAAGCACAGAACUGGACCUGCCGUAUCCUGACCUGAAGGAGUAUAUUGCAGACAUGAAUGUUAUGAUGGCCCUCAUCAUCAACGGGCCAGUGAAGUCUUUCUGCUACCGCCGCCUCCAGUACCUAAGCUCCAAAUUCCAGAUGCACAUCCUCCUGAAUGAGAUGAAGGAGUUAGCAGCUCAGAAGAAGGUUCCUCAUAGAGACUUCUACAAUAUACGAAAGGUGGACACACACAUACAUGCGUCAUCCUGCAUGAACCAGAAGCACCUGCUGCGAUUCAUCAAGAGAGCCAUGAAAAAAUAUCCCGGGGAGAUCGUUCACAUUGAGCGUGGCCGGGGUCAGACCCUCAAGGAAGUGUUUGAGACCAUGAACCUGACAGCCUUCGACCUGAGUGUUGACACUCUCGACAUGCAUGCGGACCGUAACACGUUCCAUAGGUUUGACAAGUUCAAUGCCAAAUACAACCCCAUAGGAGAAUCCAUCCUCAGAGAGAUUUUCAUCAAGACUGACAACCACGUUGAAGGAAAAUACUUUGCCCACAUAAUCAAGGAGGUGAUGUUUGACUUGGAGGAGAGCAAGUACCAGAACUCUGAGCUACGUCUGUCCAUCUAUGGCCGCUCCCGAGAUGAGUGGGACAAGCUGGCCCAGUGGGCCGUCAAACACCGAGUGUACUCUGAUAAUGUGCGCUGGCUUAUCCAGGUGCCACGUCUAUUUGAUGUGUACCACACAAAGAAGCAGCUGGCUAAUUUCCAGGAGAUGUUGGAGAAUAUCUUCUUACCUCUGUUUGAGGUCACGAUCAACCCCCGCAGUCAUCCUGAGCUGCAUCUCUUCCUGGAACAUGUGGUGGGUUUUGACAGUGUGGACGAUGAGUCCAAACCUGAGCACCACAUUUUCAACCUUGACAGUCCUCUGCCAGCCAACUGGACAGAAGAAGACAACCCACCCUACUCCUACUACCUCUACUAUACUUACGCCAACAUGACUGUGCUCAACCACCUGCGAAGGCGUCGAGGAUUCCAUACAUUUGUCCUGCGACCUCACUGUGGGGAGGCGGGGCCGAUCCACCACCUGGUGUCAGGUUUCAUGUUAUCAGAGAACAUCUCCCAUGGGCUGCUGCUCAGAAAGGCUCCAGUGCUGCAGUAUCUUUACUACCUGGCUCAAAUUGGCAUUGCCAUGUCACCACUGAGUAACAACAGCCUGUUCCUCAGUUACCAUCGCAACCCACUGCCGGAGUACCUGUCCAGAGGCCUCAUGGUCUCUCUGUCCACUGAUGAUCCCCUUCAGUUCCACUUCACUAAGGAGCCUCUGAUGGAGGAGUACAGCAUUGCUACUCAGGUGUGGAAACUGAGUUCCUGUGACAUGUGUGAGCUGGCAAGAAACAGUGUCCUCAUGAGUGGGUUUUCACACAAGGCCAAAAGUUACUGGUUGGGCCCCAGUUAUUCCAAGGAGGGUCCUGAAAGCAACGACAUCCGUCGCACCAACGUCCCUGAUAUCCGUGUGGCAUACCGCAGCGAGACGCUCUCUGAGGAGCUUAAUCUCAUCACUCAUGCCGUGCGCACAGAGGAGCUGGACACUAUUGAUGAGGAGGACUCUCUGUCCAUGGGCCCUCUGCCAGGACAGCGCUGAAACCACAGUCAUCCUGUCUCAUCCUGUAAACCCACAACCCUGUGGUCCACCUAGCAUGACACUGAACAGGCAUGGUGCGAGAGUAAUUCUGCUGUUCAUUUUACAUAAAGUAUAAACACCAUCAACCAUCACUAUAGAAGUAUGCCGCACACUGACAGCUGCACUGUUAUCAAAAAGCCAAGGAUACAGUGCUGCCAGAGCACUUGAGCUUCGACAUCCUUCAACUUCUUGUGUCCAAAUCAUUUUUAUGUUGCAGGAAAAUAUGUUACAUCCAUAUUAUUGUUAAAAUGUUUAAUUUGAGGUUCUCCCCAGCUCUUUUUUUUAGUAUCCCUGUAAUGUUCAAUCUGAGUCAGCAUGAUGAUGGUUAGCAGAUGCACCAGCAGGGAAACACUAGAAGCCAGUGUUUACGUCACCAGACCCACGAGGACAAUACUCUCUUUAUUUCUCCAUCCAGUCCAUGAGUCAGGCUGUCCAUCCUGUCCUGCUGCAGCCAACAAAUGAUCCCUGCAACAUUUCCUGUCAUUCACUGAAAUGUUUUCAUCAGAGAUAUUAUAUUAUCUCUGUCGUAUUUACAGAAACACAGAUAACCUGCACAUUUAAACUUUCCUAACAGCAAACCUGUUCUGAAUGUUGCUUAUAUUCCACUGUACAGUCAUGCUGCUUAAAUAACCUUAGUGUUUCUAUCAUCUUCAUUAUACAAACUUAGAAUGACUACAGAUGCAGCUUUAUUGGAAUAAUGCUGCGUUUGUUUGUGAAGGUGGGACAAACCUACACAACAAACUUUGGCAGGCCGCUUAAAGCUUGAAGAGACUAAAUCAGAGUCCUAUAACAAGAGGCGAUAGCUUCAGUCUGACUGCUGCAGUGCUGAACAUCAGCCAUGCAUGGUGCUUGGUGUGGUUUCAGACCAUUUGUUCGCCAAAUUGCACACACACAAUCGUUCUUCCGUGAUUUCGAUCAGCUCCUACAUUAACAGAAAAGAGAGAAACUCCAUAACAAUCAAGUGAAGACAGAAGCAGACUUUCUGUGGUCGACAGCAAACAUUCCAUGAAGUAAACUACUUUUAGCUGCAAAAGAAUUGAGUCCCAGUAAGAAAAUCUUUUUUGUUUUGAUAUUUUCUGCAAGAGAUAUAAAGGGGAAAUGUGUAUUAUAGAUUGUAACUUGAGCACAAGUUAGUGUGAAUGAAUUCAGCAUCGCCCAAGGAGAAAGCCCUCACCUUUACCUCACUGUGGCCAUGAAGACAUGGGCCCUCUGUCCCUCCGAGGGUCCUGCUCACACUCAUUCCUUCCCCAGUGAAUGAACUACAAAGCCGUGGAGUUUUUUUCCCUUUGCAUGCAGUGCACUGUACAUAUGCACCAAGCCAAGAUUCACAGUGCCUUUUCAUUUUUAGCUUUUGGGCACUGCAUGCCCAUGUUUCUCCAAACUGUUUACAUGUAUAAAGGUUUGCUCUUUACCACGCAACAAGUAUUGCAUAUAUCUUUCCUCACUCAUAUACAGUAGGCCUCUUUGCUGUUGUAAUAAUCACGCAGAUGGAACUGAAACCACCUAGCUGCAUGCUUGGUGUAAAAUAACUUUUACCUUGGCCUUCACUUGAGGAGGAAAGUUGAUUUGUUUCUAGUUCUCUGCUCAUAAGUGCUUUUUUUUUUUUUU